This is a messenger RNA of Psilocybe cubensis, 2469 nucleotides long. Its product is annotated as putative secreted glycosidase. Bases 1 to 2469 code for a protein of 822 amino acids. Gene Ontology annotation, biological process: protein quality control for misfolded or incompletely synthesized proteins; protein deglycosylation; glycoprotein catabolic process. Gene Ontology annotation, cellular component: nucleus; cytosol. Gene Ontology annotation, molecular function: peptide-N4-(N-acetyl-beta-glucosaminyl)asparagine amidase activity; carbohydrate binding. The transcript is spliced from 22 exons. NCBI's taxonomy places the organism in Eukaryota, Fungi, Basidiomycota, Agaricomycetes, Agaricales, Agrocybaceae. The record is from RefSeq and is a predicted model, not a curated record.
AUGAGAACAUUUUUGAGCCUCGCCAUCGCCAUCGGUGGACUUGGUUUCUUCAACGUCGGAGCACAAAGCGUGCUAAGCAGCGCCAGCUCGCCUUCGGUCAGCAAUGCAGUGACCAAGCCAACGAAACCCAUCCCGAAGAUAACAGACCCCGCCAGUCUCGUCAUUCCGUUCAUCGGAACAACAAAUGGGGGCCAUGUAUUUCCUGGUGCAACCCUCCCCCAUGGCAUGAUCAAGGCAGGGAUGGACACUGAUUCUCCUGGAAAUCACGCUGGGUACGACGGGGAUCCGACUUUCAAUGUAACAGGCUUCUCGCAACUGCACGAUAGUGGUACCGGUGGCGCCGUACCGCUUUCCAAUUUCAAGCUGUUUCCAUUCCUACAGUGUUCUUCGUUUGAGAAAUGCCCUACGACCAUGGCCAACAGAAAGAUUCUUCGAAAGGUGUUACCUAACGGGCUUCCGGAUGAUUUUGCGUCACCGGGUUAUUUCUCCACCAACCUGUCCAACUCAAUUCGCGUCGAGUUGACCGCGACGCGACGAACAGCGCUCCAUCGUUACACCUUUCCGGCCGGGACUACCAAUCCCCGCCUUCUUGUGGAUAUCACCAACGAUGGUCAAAAGAGCAGUACACACCCAGUCAUGACUCUGGACCCAGACACCGCCAGAGUUGAAGGAGGAGCAGAGUUCUCUGCGUCAUUUGGUCCAGGUAGAUACAGCGCUUUCACAUGCGUGGACUUCAAAGCAGAGGGGUUCACACUGGGUAAACCUACCGAAUAUGGAGUCUGGCUGUCUAAUUUCCCGGUUCGGGGUACAACGAAUCUCUUACAAACUUACUACGGAUUCGUGUCCGAGAUGGGUGCCCUGUUUACCUUCAACCCAGCGCCCUCUGGUGGGCCAACAAGUAUUCUCGCUCGUGUCGGCGUGUCGUUCAUCUCCAGUGCUCAAGCAUGCGCCAAUGCUCAAGAGGAGAUCCCCGACUUCGACUUCGACAAAGUACAUGCCGAAAAUCGCGCGCAAUGGAAUGAUCUGCUCUCUAGGGUACAGGUUGAUACUACAGGCGUAGAUUUGGAGACUACCCAGUUAUUCUAUUCUUCGUUAUACAGAACCCACAUCUCUCCUGCAGACUACACUGGAGAAAAUCCCAAAUGGAAUUCAACAGAGCCGUACUUUGAUUCCUUGUACUGCAAUUGGGAUACCUACCGGACCCUCUAUCCACUAAUGUCCCUCCAUGAUCCGGUGACAUUCUCGAGAAUUGUACGAGGAAUGAUCGAUAUUCAAAAACACGAAGGUUGGCUACCUGAGUGUCGUGGUGCAACAGCAAUGCAUUUCAUUCAAGGCGGUACUAACGCAGACCCCAUCCUUGGAGAAUUCUUCGUAAAGUUUAGUAAACAGGCAGAAGCUUUGAAUGUGUCGCCCACAGAUCUUUACAACGCUCUCCUCGCCGAUGCCGAGAUACAGUCGCCCAAUUGGAACUUACAAGGGCGACAAGCUGACCUUUGGAAGCAAUUAGGUUACAUUCCUCAAGACCAGUUCGACGCAGGAGGUGCGAAUACCAAGCAAGUGUCUCGAACUUUGGAGCACGCCUUUAACGACUUUGCCAUCUCCCAAGUGGCCAAAGCUCUUGGAAAGACGGCUGAUGAGCAAAAGUAUUUGAAGCGAGCUGGUAACUUCGCCAAUGUCUGGAACCCCAAUAUCACUGUCCCUGACAGCCCUGGCGUGCUUGGUAUGAUGCAGCCAAGGUUCGCAAACGGGACUUUCAACUUCACAGAUCCUAGGCAUUGUAGUAUUCAUGAUCCUGCGCAAGCAACUUGCUUCUUGAAUGCAGCUGACCGUGAUGGAUUCUACGAAGGAUCCCCCAUUAUUUAUUCUCAAUACGUUCCACAAGAUACAGCCAAGUUGAUACAACUUCAAGGCGGGGUCGAAAGCUUCAUAACUCGAUUGGACUUUAUUUUUAACCAAUCCUACUUCGACUCUACCGAUGAGCCAUCUCAACAGAUGCCGUUCAUGUACCACUAUGCCAAUCGUCCUGGUCUGAGCACUCAGAGGUCUAGACAAGUCAUUGCUCAAUUCUUUAACACUUCUAGAAAUGGAUUACCCGGGAAUGACGGUGCUAUGGGGAGUUAUGCAGCUUUCUAUUUGAUUGGAAUGUACCCUCUACCGGCAACACAACAAAUUCUUUUGUCUUCACCAUAUUUCCCCCAAGUUUCGUUCUUCAACCCGUUGUUUAACACGACAACAACAAUUGUGUCUCAUGGUUUUACCGGCAAUCCUCCCGAUGGAACAGGUGGCAACGUUUUCGUGAAGAGCGUAUCGGUGAACGGGAAGCCGUAUAAAUCAAAUUGCUAUCUCGAUUGGGAUGUGUUUGUUACUGGAUCCCUGGUAGAAUUGACGCUAUCCGACGAUAUCACCCUAGGAUGUGGAAAUGGCAAGAACGCUCUUCCACCUUCGAUAUCAACAGGAGGAUAUAAUUAA